Brugia malayi is the source of this 1644-nucleotide messenger RNA. RefSeq names its product ATP-dependent RNA helicase DDX18, putative. The coding region runs from base 1 to 1644 and encodes 547 amino acids. Gene Ontology annotation, cellular component: nucleolus. Gene Ontology annotation, biological process: maturation of LSU-rRNA from tricistronic rRNA transcript (SSU-rRNA, 5.8S rRNA, LSU-rRNA). The record is from RefSeq and is a predicted model, not a curated record. Gene Ontology annotation, molecular function: nucleic acid binding; ATP binding; RNA helicase activity. The transcript has 11 exons. Lineage: Eukaryota; Metazoa; Nematoda; Chromadorea; Rhabditida; Onchocercidae.
AUGAAUAUUGAGAAACGUGUUUUCAAGCGUAAGAUUAAGAAACUUCAGAAUGCAGUAAAGCCAAAAAUGUCAAAAAUUGGUGAAAGUGAAAUAGCGACAGAGGAAGGAAUGGAAAAAUUACAACCUGUUGGAUAUUCGGAAGCUGAGCUUAGUUCACCUUCUGACGUUGUUUCACAUCUAUCAUCGACCACAUUUGCAUCACUUGAAAACAUUUUAUCGGAAUCCACUUUACUCGCAAUUACUGAAAUGGGUUUUACUAAAAUGACUGAAAUACAAGCAAAAUGUAUUGAACCUUUACUACAGGGCCGUGAUGUGAUAGCAUCAGCCAAAACUGGAAGUGGUAAAACAUUGGCAUUUCUUAUUCCAGCUGUUGAGUUGCUUAUAAAACUUGAGUGGAAAGCACGUAAUGGCACAGGAGUAAUUGUUAUCUCUCCAACACGGGAACUGUCCAUGCAAACGUAUGGAGUUUUGAGUGAAAUUCUGGCGAAGCAUCCGACUUUAACCCAUGGUUUGAUCAUGGGUGGUGCCAAUCGGCAGGCAGAAGCACAAAAAUUGGCCAGAGGUGUUAGUUUCCUUGUUGCUACACCUGGUCGUUUGCUCGAUCAUUUACAGAAUACAGAUGGCUUCAUGGUAAAGAACUUGAAAUGUUUGAUUAUUGAUGAAGCAGAUCGCAUAUUGGAUAUUGGUUUUGAAAUCGAGAUGCAGCAGAUACUACGAGUGUUACCAAAAAAACGUCAAACUAUGUUUUUCUCAGCUACACAAACACCGAAAGUUGACGAGCUCGUCAAAGCCGCACUUCAUACAGAUCCUGUAAAAGUAGGUAUCAAUAAAAUAAAUCCAAAAAAUGGAAGUGAAUUAGCAACAGUUUCUGGUCUACAACAGGGUUAUGUUGUUUGCCCAUCAGAAAAGCGAUUUUUACUCCUUUUUACAUUUUUGAAAAAGAAUCGAGAUAAGAAAGUAAUGGUAUUUUUUUCGUCGUGUAAUUCAGUGAAGUACCAUCACGAAUUGCUAAAUUAUAUCGACAUCUCUGUGCAGUGUAUACAUGGUAAGCAGAAACAGCAGAAACGAACAUGCACAUUCUUUUCAUUUUGCCAAGCGAAAUCAGGCAUUUUGCUUUGCACAGAUGUUGCUGCGCGUGGUCUCGACAUACCGCAGGUUGAUUGGAUUGUACAGUAUGAUCCACCAGAUGAACCACGAGAAUACAUACAUCGUGUUGGGCGCACAGCACGUGGUAUUACUGGUACCGGUCAUGCAUUAUUAAUAUUGCGUCCUGAAGAGCUUGGCUUUCUUCGUUAUUUGAAACAUGCUAAAGUUCUGCUUAAUGAGUAUGAAUUUUCAUGGAGUAAAAUUGCGAAUAUACAAAUGCAGCUAGAAAAACUUAUUGAACACAAUUAUUAUUUGAAUAAAUCGGCCAAGGAAGCUUAUAAAUGCUACAUAAGAGCAUACGAUUCACACUCCUUAAAAAAUAUAUUUGACGUUAACACAUUGGAUCUUAUUGCCGUCUCAAAAUCAUUUGGUUUUUCCACUCCUCCCUUCGUCGAUCUGCCAAUAUCAAAUAAACCAAAGGUACUUGUAAGAUCGAAGUUAAGCGGAGCAGGUUACAGAAAAAAGCCGAAGGCAUUUAAGCAGUUGCGUAAGCGAUGA